CUCUGUCAAGAUAGGAAUGUAAGGUACGGACGGUCGGCAAUGAUGCUCAUGCGCAUUUGAUCGGCUCUAAAAGGAUAUCAAAGUUCAUGAUUUGUUUUAUAACUGGAUUCUCAUUGCCGUGGGCUUCAUGGAUCUAUUAAAGGAAGCUUUAAAUUCUUUCUUAGUCAUAAUUUUGAUCGGGGUAUGCCCAUUCUUGAUACAGUUUCUGAUAAACUACUUAUGGAGGCCAUGGAUGAUUUACAGAGCUCUGAAAAAACAGGGCUUCAAAGGUCCUCCUCCUCGUUUCAUGAUUGGCAAUCUUCUAGACAUUGCAGAUACGGUGCAGCACCAGCUGCUCACGGAUAUGCCUUCCAUAAGCCAUGACUACGCAUACAGAGUUUUCCCUUAUUUAUUGAAGUGGAGACAGACAUAUGGGGAAAAAUUCAUUCUAUGGUUUGGUUAUGAACCCAGAAUUUUUCUACAGGAUGCAGAGCUUAUCAAGCAACUUCUUUCUUCCAAGCUCUCUCCUGACUGUGGAAGGUCCCCAAUGGUUAGGAAGAUGCUUUCUGUGGCGUUUGGCGAGGGACUCAUCACUGUCAAUGGCGAAAAGUGGUCUCAACAGCGUAAAAUUGUGGCCCCUGCUUUUCAUACUGAUAAACUUAAGGCCUCUGUUGACAUCAUGUCCAUGUGUACAGAUCAAUUUGUAAACGAGUGGAAUGAGAUUAUAAAUGAAGCUGCAGAGAAGCCUUGUGAAUUAGAGCUAACUGAUUUUAUGGAUAGACUUACUGCAGCAAUUUUUAUGAGGGUGGAAUUUGCAAUGGACUACGACAGAGGGGGGAAAGAAAUAUAUGAUGAUAUCAGAAGGUUAGAGGAGUUAAUGAUCCGAAAUAUUCGUUAUCUAUGGCUGCCAGGUACCAGUUAUAUCCCCAUGCCCUCAAAUCUGGAGGCUUGGAAGCGGACCAGAAGAUUGGAAAACAACUUGAAACACAUGAUAAAGAAAAGAAAAGAGAGUGGAUCAUAUGGGGAUGAUCUUCUUGGGUUGAUGCUCUCAGAAAUAGAGAAUGUUUCUUCAGAUGACAAGAAUUUCAGCUACACAACACAGCAAGUGAUGGAUGAGUGCAAAACUUUUUUCUUGGCAGGAAGAGAAACCACCAGUGUUCUGCUAUCAUGGGCAAUACUACUACUGGCAAUCCACCAGGAUUGGCAACAAAAAGCCCAUGAAGAAGCCAUUGCAGUAUGUGGAAAUAGCAAUCCCACCAUGGAUUCUUUAGGAAAGCUCAAAAUUAUUGGGAUGAUACUGAACGAGACACUGAGAUUGUACCCACCUGGAGCAGGGAUCGUCAGGCAGGUAUUCAAAGACUUAAAACUAAGAGAUGAUUUUAUAAUUCCCGAGGGUGUAAAUGUUGUGGUAGACAUAAUAUCAAUGCACAGAGAUCCCAGAUACUGGGGAAGUGAUGCAAAUGAGUUCAGGCCAGAACGUUUCAGAGAUGGAUUGAGCAAAGCUACAAACAAUCAUCCGUAUGCGUUCAUGCCAUUUUCUAGUGGGCCGAGAGUGUGCAUAGGGCAGAACUUUGCGAUGCUAGAAGCGAAGGUUGUUAUGGCUAUGAUGGUGAAGAAGUUCAGAUUUAGUAUGAGCAGUAAAUACAGGCAUGCACCUGUGGCUUUCGUCACUCUCAAUCCUCAGCACGGGAUCCCGAUCAUGGUGGAAAAAAUCGAAUGCAGUGGAGGAGAUUAGUGGAUUCUAUCUCAUCUUCAACCCCUCACUCGUGUUUUACGCCAAACAUUUUUCUCUUUUUGGCCUUGCUUUUCAACUAUCUCUAAAGACUUUUCAAUCCUUGACUCGAGUCCACCGCUGAUUUUUCUUUUACAUUUACAUUAUAGUAUAUUUGAAUGGAUCAUGUUGAAUCUUACAAUUUUACGCAACUAUUUUUAUUGGUAUCGGUAGAAUACCUUUUUCAUGUUGGCCCUUACAAUUGUAUAUUUAUUUACAUUAAAUUAAUCUUAUUUAUUAUUGUAUUUUG
Molecule: messenger RNA, 2000 nt
Organism: Cryptomeria japonica (Japanese cedar)
Lineage: Eukaryota; Viridiplantae; Streptophyta; Pinopsida; Cupressales; Cupressaceae
Product: cytokinin hydroxylase
Exons: 5
Coding region: 128-1714 (528 amino acids)
Molecular function (GO): oxidoreductase activity, acting on paired donors, with incorporation or reduction of molecular oxygen; heme binding; monooxygenase activity
Source: RefSeq, a predicted model, not a curated record